UUUUAAUAAUUGUUCAGUUAGUUAUCUGUGUACUCUCUCAGUGAUCACACCAUCUAUAUCUAAUAAUUCUAAUUUAAUUAACAAAAUGAAAAGUUUAAUUUUGUUGUCAAUACUUUCACGAACCCUUUCAAUGGUAUUAGCCGAUGAUCCCCAAUCUUGUUUUCAUAUUUUGGAAACUACCCCAAAAUCAGAAAUAAAAAAGUACUCUGAAAUGUCAUUCAUAGAAACAACAAAUACAGCUUUGACGGCCGAUAUGUUCAGUUGCUUCUUAGAGAAAUCACGUUACAAUGGCGGCGAAAAAAGUAACACUGAAAAGUCUUAUGACAUUUAUAAAAAAUGUAUUGAAUAUGCAAAAUUUACUAGUACACCCAUCGCUAUACAGCAAUUAAAUGAAUUAAUUAAAUUGGGUUUGCAACCAGUUUACGCCAAUUAUCUACGUGAUGGCAUUAAAACAUAUGAAAUUAAACAUAUUGAGGAAAGUCUUUCCUAUAUUGCAGACAAAAUGGUGAUAAGUAUUGAAAAAAGUUCGGAGUUUAAAAAUUAUAAAAAGUUAAUUUUACAAAAACUUGAGGUAGAGAAAAGAGUCAAAGUGGAGCAUGUUGGUUAUGUUCAAGACGCCAAAGGAAUAAAUAAUGAUGAACAGAAUUUGGUAAAAGUUCUAGCAUUUAGUAAAAAUUCUGGCCAGAGUUUGCAAUUUAUAAAGAUUUCCUAUAAUAUCCUCUUCAAAUAUUUAGGUUUAUUAAUUUUAUUAAUGUUUUUGUAGAAUUUUGAUUCUAAUAAAAUGUUUACAAUAAUUAAACAUCUUUAGACGCUCCUCAUUUAACCCUAGUCGUUAUAUAAAGAUCCCUUCAGAUUUAAAUUUAGCAUUCAAAAUUGGCUUUAAAAUACUUACUAGUAGGGAGGAAAUUCGAUAUGAAUAAGUUUUUUCUGAGGAUCGGUCCAUAAUUGUUUCUAGCUAGUAGAGCCCUGCAUGAGUGACUUAAAUAAUAAAUUAAAACAUUUGAUUUUUUUCAAACACUGUGUUUGACUCACUCAUUGUUUUAUGAAU
Molecule: messenger RNA, 1048 nt
Organism: Lucilia sericata (common green bottle fly)
Lineage: Eukaryota; Metazoa; Arthropoda; Insecta; Diptera; Calliphoridae
Exons: 2
Coding region: 86-763 (225 amino acids)
Source: RefSeq, a predicted model, not a curated record